This is a messenger RNA of Cuscuta campestris, 1368 nucleotides long. The record is from the annotation of a GenBank genome assembly. Lineage: Eukaryota; Viridiplantae; Streptophyta; Magnoliopsida; Solanales; Convolvulaceae.
GGUCGAUUUGAGAAUACUGAUAAACACAUUGCUGUAGAUCGAUGCAGUAUUCUCAAGAUGGGUCAAUCCAGUCACACAUUAUCGAUAUAAUAUGCACCUACGUAGAGAUUAAGAUAUCACAAUACCUAUAGUCUAGGAGACGGGAACGAUGGCGAUCAACUCCCCACCGCGCUCCCUGAUGCUGGGCGGCGACCUGGCAGGGUCGUCUCAGGGAGCCUUCUCGGAGCGACCUCCCUCCCCACCCGUAGUGACCUACGAGGUGGCGACCGAGGGUCGCUCAACGAGGUUCAGCAUUCCUCCCUCGUCCCCAAGUCUAGGGGAUGUGCAACUAGAGACCCUGGUCACCUUGCCCGCUCAGGAUCGAGCUCGCAUCUCGGCCGGUUCUGAGGAUGACCUCAAUAACCUGGUUCUUCUGAAGCUUAGCCAGGCCACGCUAGGGAUGAUCGAGCUCGUCGGCCGGAGGCAAGACCGCCAAGCGGCUAUGGACAAGGCGAAGAAGGCUGCAGAAGACGCUAGAGGGAGUUGCAGGAGGAGGUCGCUCACCUCGCAAGGGAGUUGGAGGAAGAGAAAGGUUGCUUUUCCAACCUGGCCUGGUGCUCAAUGGAUGGUCAAGGAGUCAGAGAAGUCCUUCAACAACGGGCUCUUCCAGGCCCAACUAGUUUUCCGCGACAAGCUAGCUCGGCUUCCCAAAGGAAUCUCCUUCCCCGAUCUUGGUCUUCCUCCUCCUUGUCGCGCCUUCGCUGAAUUCGACCCCAGUCCUUACCUGGACGAGGAGAGUUCGAGCGCCUCCGUAGAGGAAGAGGAGACUGCUGUGAAGGCGACCAAGACGGGGAAGGCGACCAGGGGCCUAGGGCAAAUCUGGCGACGUCCAAGGCGGGCGGAGCAGCUCGGGCUUAUAACUUACCCCAUUCUCCCCUUGUACUUUUGCCCUGAAACUUGUAAAACUUAUGAUUUUUUCCUUUUUGAAUGCCUUGGUGUUUUGAUACAAUAUCCUCAUGCUUGCUAUUUUAUUUUACUCAUCAUGUGCAUUUACUUUCCUUGUGCUUUCUUGUUGUACGCGUUUCUUUUAAUCGACCCACCGUGUGUAUGCGUAUGGGCCUCCAGCCUUGGCCCAACUUCUAUCUUUGGCCCAAUUGCAUGUCUGGGCCCAGCCUCGAGACCUGUUGCCGCCCAACUGUCCCACUGCAUUCCUUACGGCCCUUGAUUGGACCAUCGCGCCGCUCAUGGUUACUUUAUCGAACCAAGAAUCAUAAACCAAGAAAUUGUUGUUAAAACUACAAAUUAAUGACUCUAAAAUGAUCUGUGAACAUUGGGGAACAUUCCUAUAUAAUUUAAUUGAAGUUUGGUAAUUAAAAAUGAUAAUGUUAA